AUGAAGGUCUCACUAAGCAUCGCCGCCUUCCUCGGCGCCCUCCUCGCCACCGCCGCACCGGCCGACCUCAGCGGCGCCGUGGCCGACCUGUCCAACAGCGCGCUCCCGCCCGUGCUGACCAGCUCCGCUGCGGACAAGGUCGAGCCCCCCACCGAGAAGAGCGUCAGCGGCAGCAAGACCGGCCCGCCCGUGUGCGGCACCUGCCACGAGGGCACCAAGCAGUGCUGCGGCCUGCUGGUGGCCACGGGCGCCUACGGCUGCUACAACCAAACAUGCACCGUAGCGCAGCAGCAAAAGACGGGACCCAAGAAUCAGGCCCUGCUCCAGGGACUUCGCGGCGGCGGCGGCAACGCGACCAGGGCGGCAGACAACUCGACCGUGCACACUGUGAAUCUGACGACGGUGCUGGACAAGGUCACGCUGAGCCCGUUGGCUCUGCCGUGA
Molecule: messenger RNA, 444 nt
Organism: Pyricularia oryzae 70-15
Lineage: Eukaryota; Fungi; Ascomycota; Sordariomycetes; Magnaporthales; Pyriculariaceae
Exons: 1
Coding region: 1-444 (147 amino acids)
Source: RefSeq, a predicted model, not a curated record